Messenger RNA from Oreochromis niloticus (Nile tilapia), 2468 nucleotides. RefSeq names its product unc-119 lipid binding chaperone a1 (gene unc119a1). The record is from RefSeq and is a predicted model, not a curated record. Gene Ontology annotation, biological process: negative regulation of clathrin-dependent endocytosis; visual perception; negative regulation of caveolin-mediated endocytosis. The coding region runs from base 903 to 1520 and encodes 205 amino acids. Lineage: Eukaryota; Metazoa; Chordata; Actinopteri; Cichliformes; Cichlidae. Gene Ontology annotation, molecular function: lipid binding. Gene Ontology annotation, cellular component: intercellular bridge; spindle pole; centrosome. The transcript has 5 exons.
GUCAUUCAGCUCGCUCUUUUGAUUUUCCAGCCUGGAACUCAAGUUUCUUGCUUCUGGUUCACUCUCACCACAUUCACUGGACCCUACCUGCUGGCACACAAGCUUCAGACAGAUGUGAACACGUGGAUCUUGAGAGCAGGCAGUCCCCAAACACAAUUUAGACCAUAUGGUCUAAAUAAUUCUGUGACUAUACCGUGACAUUAUUUGGUUUGCCGGUCGCUCUGCACUUCUAUCUUGAUGACUCUCUUCAGCUGUGCAGAGCCAAGCCUCAGCACCGAUUAUAUUUCGGAGGCUAAAACGCAGACUGAUACCUGCCCUAAAAAACAAAAACAGAGAGCCUUGCGUUGUGUAGCUUGCACAUUCGCGCUCCGCCGUGCACUUUAGCACCACUGUCUCUUUCAACACAGCAGUGAACGCACCAUCCACAAUACGAUUUCCAGCGGUUAUUUCUGACACCCACUAACUUCCACGCGGGAGGUGACAGAGCUCAUCUCGGAGGUGCGAAACUGUUAUUGAGCAAAAAGCCAACCGCGCACGCACCGGCAGCGCAUGACGAGGCGCGCAGACGGGCAGCCACGCUCCGCCGGUCGCUUUAAAGCCGCAGGAUUUGGAUUAAAUAGCUGCGAGAGAACCGAUGAGGCUUGGAGGAGGAGGGAGGGAGGGAAGGAGGGAGGGAGCCGAGGGCUGAUUUUUAUCUUUUACCGGAUCGAGAAGGGGAGGAGGCUCGGAGAAUGAGUUAUUCUUGUAACAGAGCAGAGCCUAUUUGCUGUACGGCGUAUUAGCCAUCGCGUAACUAAAGGCUUCGACGCAAGUAAAUCGGCUCCUGCGGCGACGACACCGAGAACAUCAGAAAGCCUCAGUUCCUGCCAGGUCGCGCUCCGAACAACCCUCUCCUGCCGGACAUGAAAGUGCAGCAAGGCUGCAACUCAUCAGACAUGGGCAUCCCGGUUACAACCGAAGAAGAAUUGCGCAAACACACCGUAAUAACGCCCGAGGAUGUGCUCGGGCUACAGAAGAUCACCAAGAAUUACCUCUGCUCUCCAGAAGAAAACGUCCACAUGAUCGACUUCACCAGAUUUAAGAUCCGUGACAUGGAAACGGGGACUGUCCUCUUUGAGAUCACUAAACCUCCGACACCAGCUGGCGGUAAAAAGCAGUGUGACCCCAAUGCCGGCCGUUUUGUCCGAUACCAGUUCACCCCGGCUUUCCUACAGCUGCGGCAGGUUGGAGCCACAGUGGAGUUCACGGUUGGUGACACCCCCAUCAACAACUUCCGUAUGAUUGAGAGACACUACUUCCGCGAUCAGCUGCUAAAGAGUUUUGAUUUCGAGUUUGGCUUCUGCAUGCCCAGCAGCAAGAACACGUGCGAGCACAUUUACGAGUUCCCCACGCUGUCCGAGGAAACGAUGCGUGAGAUGAUCCUGCACCCUUACGAGACGCAGUCUGACAGCUUCUACUUUGUGGACAACAAGCUGGUGAUGCACAACAAGGCAGAUUAUUCCUACAGCGGAGGGCCGUAGGAAAGCCUCCAUCCUUCAACCCUCCACCCUUUCUCUCUUUCUCCUUCCCUGUUCUAGACAUUUUCGAUAAUCCAGUUAUCACUUCAGGACCAGAAACAGAUGAACUGAUGGACAAAUCACUGGCAUUAAAUACUCCUGUCUCCCUCCCUGUUAGCUCCAUGCAUUUCCAUUCAGGUACUGAGCUGCCCGGCCAAUCAGAUUUCUCCCUUUGCCUCUUUUUUUUUGCAGGAACACUGAAUUCUGCCAGUUUUAUCCUCAAUUUGUAUCAGCGUGCGUGAGUGAGUGUGUGGGCAGCAAACACAUGCAGUGUCUGUACAUAGUGUUGAUUUCCGUCUGUAUAUGUGGGUUCCAGUUUCUCAUCAGGAAAACCUUUUUUUUUUAAUUUUGUGCGUUUUGGAAGAGAAACCGAAGUCAAACAGACGAGGCAGAAACACAGAAUGAGACAAAGAAGGAAAUGAAAUUGCCCUAACAGCAGUAAGAAAAAAAAUUAGAUGUAUAUUUACAGUAUAUAGUUUGUAUAGGACUCUCGCUGUAUUUGUACUUCAGAGGUUCAGAGGAGUCUUUGUAGUGGCACACGCAUCUGAAUGAUUCGGUCCUCCUCCUGUGAUCUGCCAUCGUUCAGUUGAAUGACGGCACUGUGUACUCUGUCUUUGUGAAUGUGUCACUUGUUGUCAUAUAUUUUCACGUCCAUAGUACUACUACUACUGCUGUAGUGCGUGAGGAGUAUUUUUUAAAUAAAUAGCCACUUUGGAAAAGUGUCAGAGAGUGUUACACUAGCCCAAAGUCAGAUACCAAUUUUGAUAUCCGGUACGAUCUCUGUAGUACUGAGCACUGUGUAUACUUUAAUUACAAUAAAUGUUUUAAGCAAAAAAAAAAAAGUAUGUAAAAAAGUUUUGACAACCAAAAUUCCAUAACUGCAAUAAAUGUGGGAUUUUUGUGGGACCUUGA